AUGUUUGGAGCAUUCGGUAGUGCCACUAAUAAUGAUCCCUUUGGCACGUUGGGCAGCCAAUUGAAUGAUCUAGCUAUUCUCACGUUUGACUCAGAAAAGCUUCGCAUUAUAAUCCAAAUUAUCAAUAAGCGUUUAUCGGUGAAAGAACCCUCGAAAAAUUGGAGAAUUAUUCUCAAGACCCUAACGGUUAUAAUCUACUUAUUACAGAGUGGCUCAAAACAGUUUGUAAAUUGGUGCAAAUCCAAUUAUUCAAGUAGUUACGAGAAAAGGUUAAGAAAUUUCACAUGUUUUGAUAUCAAUGGGAAUGAAAUUGGCCAACCAAUACGGUCUAAGUUGAACUUAAUACACAAGCUAAUCAAUGACGACCAGGAGUUGGAGCUAUUGAGGUGGAAAUUCCACCAGUUGAGAAAUGAUAUGUCUAUUCCUGGGUUGAAAAUGUAUGAAACUCCGAUAUCUCCAUCUACUAACCGCACCAACGAACUGAAUAAGCUAAGAACUAGAAGUUUGGAUUUCAGCUCGACUACUUCGUUUAAGCUUUCUGACGAUGUACCCUCGUCGCCCAUCAAUGCAAGACUUGAUACUUUAUCAGAGGAUAAUGGCAAAGAAAAUAACUUCACGACUACAACUUACGAUAAUUCUACGAAAGGAAAAGCCGAUUUGAAAAAUCUGCUUUUCAGGUUAGAUGCUAACGACAGCAGGAUAUUGAAGAAUAGGCUGACCUUUCAUGGGUACAGCAGCAGCGAACAUAGUAAUAACCCAUUUAUAGAUAUUCACACGUAA
This is a messenger RNA of Dujonia railenensis, 780 nucleotides long. The record is from the annotation of a GenBank genome assembly. NCBI's taxonomy places the organism in Eukaryota, Fungi, Ascomycota, Pichiomycetes, Serinales, Debaryomycetaceae.